AUGAGCCUAGAAACAGCAAGGCAUCUUCCGUUUCUGGUACUGCUGCCUUUGCGUCGGCCCAGCAAUCAUGGGGCUGCUGAGCGUGCGCGUGGCGCUGCUGUGCGCGGUGGUGGCGCUCAGCCUCGGCGGGGGAAGCUGGGCGCGGAGGCCAUCAAGGGCAAUGACCUGACGAAGCCGUUCUACUGCGACAAGGACAGCAACUACGGCUUGUGGUACCGGUACACGUGCGCGUGCGCGUCCAUGGAGCCGAAUGACGUGGGGAUCUACUGGGAUCCCGCAGUCAACAAGAGCAUCGGCGUGACGUGCCCGGGCGCCAACCCCGCGGCCGUGGGGCGCAUGGCGUUCGGCAACAAGUGGCUCGAGUCCGUGGGGUACGUCUACUGGGUGGACGAGCUCAUGCGCUGCGCGCGCCAGCCGUACCGCGGCGACGGGCGGCAGCUGUGCUACAUCCCCAACAUCCGCGGGCGCGCCAAGGAGCUCUUCGUGGGCAACGGGUACGUGCCGCCCGGCGGCAAGCUCAACGGCCGCCCCUGGAACUGGAACCCCGAGCCGCCUUACAUCGGUGACAACUGGCGCUCCUGGGCCUGGGACGAAAAGCCUUACUACUAA
This is a messenger RNA of Closterium sp. Yama58-4, 609 nucleotides long. The record is from the annotation of a GenBank genome assembly. NCBI's taxonomy places the organism in Eukaryota, Viridiplantae, Streptophyta, Zygnematophyceae, Desmidiales, Closteriaceae.